Procambarus clarkii (red swamp crayfish) is the source of this 1512-nucleotide messenger RNA. RefSeq names its product uridine diphosphate glucose pyrophosphatase NUDT14. Gene Ontology annotation, cellular component: nucleosome. Gene Ontology annotation, biological process: ribose phosphate metabolic process; nucleoside phosphate metabolic process; nucleosome assembly. NCBI's taxonomy places the organism in Eukaryota, Metazoa, Arthropoda, Malacostraca, Decapoda, Cambaridae. Gene Ontology annotation, molecular function: UDP-sugar diphosphatase activity; DNA binding; metal ion binding. The record is from RefSeq and is a predicted model, not a curated record.
UAUAACGCGCAGGUGAGUAUGACUUGUGGUUGUAACCGCUCGCCGCGGCCCAUGUUACAGGGGGAGAGGCCGCUAUGUUACAGUAACAUUAGACUGUAACUGAUGCUCCCAGCGGCCGGGGAGGAUGGAGGCGGCGACGGAGGCACCGGAGGAGGCCAACCACCAGGGGCUGGAGUACCAGUGGAGCGUGGUGAGGCCCAGGAAGAAGAAGUACAAGUCUAGCCGGCCCUCCACCUCCCACAUGGUCCACGACGCCAUCAACAAGAUCGGCUCAGAGGAGAAGGGCGCCUCCGUCCAGAAGAUCAAGAAGUACAUCUACGCCAACUACAAGGUGGACAUUAAGAAGAUCGACGUGUACAUCAACCGCUACAUCAAGAAGGCCAUCAAGGACGGGGAACUGAUCAACAGCACGAGGCUGAGGAGCGGCGCCAUUGGCUUCUUUAAAAUUGCGGCCAAGCCCAAGCCGGCCGAGCACAGGAGGUCAGGCGGGGCCGAGCACAGGAGGGUCAGGACCCCGGCCGAGGAGGGGAGAGGCGCCCCCGGCAGGCUCAGUGCCCUCCAGGACCCCAAGCAGGAGAAGGGUCCCCCGCCCUCCUCCUCCGUCACCGCCGUCAUGGACCUCAUAGAUGAGGUCUCUCUCCAGCCCCUCACAACCUCUCAGUUUGUCACACCUUACAGGAUGACCUACAGGCAGAAUGAUGUGGAGAAGAUAUGGGACCUAGUUAGCUUACAUGAAAGUGUGUCCAUCAUUAUAUUCAAUUCAGACAGGAAGAAAAUAGUCCUUGUGCGACAGUUCAGACCAGCCGUGUACUACAGUGGCAUAGCACCGGAGGAUCGUGGCAGGAGCACUGUGGAUACAGUCAAGUAUCCAGGGAUAAGGGGCCUCACUCUGGAAUUCUGUGCCGGUAUUGUGGAUAAAAGCAAAAAUCUUGUGGAGAUUGCCAGAGAAGAGGUGCUAGAGGAAUGUGGUUAUGAUGUUCCCGUGGAGAAGUUUGAGCAAGUAAUAACAUACAGGUCGGGUGUGGGAGUGUCUGGUGAUCGACAGACAAUGUUUUAUGUAGACGUGACCGACGCCAUGAAAGUAUCAGACGGAGGUGGCAUAGCUGAUGAAGGAGAGAUGAUAGAAGUAGUGGAGAUGUCUAUUACUGAACUUCGUGUAUUCUUGAAUCAGCCCGAGGUGAAUUGCCCUGGAGGGCUCCUCUUUGGUUUAAUGUGGUUUUUACAACACAAGGCUCCUAAAGACUAGCAAACGUGUUGACGUGAUCCGCGCGACUUUCGGCACCUCUGAUAAAUGUAUAAAUGUGAAGUGUUUGUAUACAUUACAUAUUGUAAAACCUUUUGUUAUUAUAUUUUAAUAUAUUCUAUUUUGUAAUAAAAAAAUUAUAAUUUUAUGUAGUAUUAUAUACUUUUAAGUAGAUAAGUUCUUUGAAAGUCCCGUGGGUCUGAGGUUUUGAUAGUUGAAAUUUAUUUACAUUACAAAACAAUGUAAGUGUGCAAAUGUUUGGUUGGAUA